AUGUGCAGAUUUCCUUUUUAUAGCCUUAUAGCCGGCCAGUCGGGGCGACAGACUUUCUGUCCUAGAACCACGGCCCAGUUUGUCCAUAACCUCGUGCAGAAGGCCCCGGCGCUGGUCAACGCCGCUGUGACUUACUUGAAGCCUCGAUUGGCCAUGUUUUGGCACUAUACCAUGGUUGAGCUGGUUCCUCCAACCCCUGCUGAGAUCCCUACAGCUCUUCAGAGCUUGAAAAAAAUUAUCAAUAGUGCUCAAACCAGUAGCUUCAAACAGCUUACAGUUAAGGAAGCUCUUCUGAAUGGUUUGGUGGCCACUGAGGUGUGGAUGUGGUUUUAUGUUGGCGAGAUCAUAGGCAAGCGUGGCAUCAUUGGCUAUGAUGUUUGAAGACCAAUCAUGUUAAGUUGGGUUGUCUUUUGCUUUAAUACAUUAAUACAGCUCUAAAUGCAUGUCUUUGCUUAACCUGUAAUUGGAAAAGAUAUAUAUGAACAUACCAACCUGGUACAUGUAUAUGUGAGGAUAACAUUUUAUUUCGAAGGCUUGAAAUAAAUGAUGUUUCAGCUUUAUUUCUAGAGAAGUUGGGGGAAACGCUUUGAGAAAAGAACUUGCUCCAGUAGGAUAAAUAAUAGUACCAUGUGCCAAACAUGAUGUAGUUAAAUCACGUAGUAUAAAGAAUACAAUUUGGACUUUUUUUCUUUGCUAAAAUCGGAGAAAGACCCUUUUGACAACACCUGUGCCUGUAAAUGUAGGGGUACUUUUUGUCAACUUGAAUAUAGCCUCCCCAAAAGAGAACAGCAAGGUGCUAUUCUCUGUAUCUUUGUAACAUCUUUAACACUGAGACAGAGUGAAUGAGAGCAGUGACCUAUAUUUUUAAUCUAAUUUUGAUAUGUGUUAUAUUAUUAAUCUGUCCAGUUUUUUUGUUUUUGUUUGUUUUUUUAAGGGCCUAUCUUUGCAAAAAUAAAAUACCCUAGAGAUAUUUAACAAGGCUAUAAUUUAGUAUUGUCCAUGAGUCUAAGUAGUACAUUAUGUCCUGAAAUAAAUAUAAGUGAUUGGUAUCAAAAAAAAAAAAAAAACUGUGGGCUAGGGUGAGGGUGCUAAGGGAUCUGUCUGCAAAGGCUUCACUGUCCACUCAAAACUGUGCAGAGGAGAGAAGCAUCUUUCUCCCCUGCCUUUCAUACAUCGUAAGACCCUUUUGCCACAAACCUGGAGGAUAUAUGGAGAGACUGGUAAUAAUAUAGAGAAUCUCCAAAGAGCUCACGCAGUCAAAAGACUGCUUUUCCAUGUACCUUAGAGUUCUCCGUCACUUUGGAUUUUAGUCUACUUUUUAUUCCUAUUAGUGAGG
This is a messenger RNA of Hippopotamus amphibius kiboko, 1336 nucleotides long. RefSeq names its product ATP synthase subunit g, mitochondrial-like. Gene Ontology annotation, biological process: proton motive force-driven ATP synthesis. The transcript is spliced from 2 exons. Bases 1 to 381 code for a protein of 126 amino acids. Lineage: Eukaryota; Metazoa; Chordata; Mammalia; Artiodactyla; Hippopotamidae. Gene Ontology annotation, molecular function: proton transmembrane transporter activity. The record is from RefSeq and is a predicted model, not a curated record.